AUGCUAGCCACGGUCACCCCCGUGGCGUCCGUUUCCUACAGGAAAGCGGCGGGAUCCCGACCACCAGGUGACAUGGUGGACUUCCAAGACUUAGCUCCAUCUCACACGCAAAUUUCCAAUGCUUCCGACAGUCGAGUAUUUCGGUGCUCCGACUCGACGGGCCAACUGUCUCCGGCGUCGUCGACGUCGUCCUACGCUCCCCACGAGAGUUCAGCCCUCUACGCAGCGGAGCCUAACCUUUACGAGAAAGCCAAAGAAGAACAGGCCCUCUACCAUCCCCAGGCGAGCUACGCUGCGCCCCAAGUAGUCCCCCAAGUCGUGGGCCAGACGUACAUUUCCUCCCCGCCGAACGGAUACUACAGUGCUGCUACAAGUGGUCAAGUAGAAGACUUCAAACUGUACUCCUCCACCGGCAUGAUCGGAGGCUACAGCCAACAGACGGCCCCGAGCUGGUUUCCGUCGAGUGCGUCCACGACGACUUCGACACAGAUUUCUCCACCUGCAUCGCCCGAAACGCAAGUAGGCUGUCCGUAUUCAGCCGCCCUCGAAAAUGGCCUGCAGUACCCCCGAAUGGUGACUCCCCCGUCGUCUCCUCACCUCUCAGCUGAUCUCCUGGUCAGUACGUCUACGAGUUCCGUAAUGACAUCGAGCACACCGCAAUUCUGUCCAUCGAUGCUAAGCCAAUCGGUCGUACUGAAACAACGCACGGCAUCGUCCCGUCGACCAAUGCGACGAACUAGUGUUUCAGAACCGCUUCCAAACGGUGCUCUAUCUAGUGCCGCCAGCAACGGCAACAGCGGCGUCGUCGUCGGCCCACAGGUCGGCGGUGGCGUAGGCAACGGUGGCAGUAAAAGCAAAAAGAUCACCAUCCACACCUGCUCGCACCCGGGCUGUGCCAAGACGUACACCAAGAGUUCGCAUCUGAAGGCGCACCUGAGGACGCACACGGGUGAAAAACCUUACAUGUGUACCUGGAAGGGAUGCGGCUGGAAGUUUGCACGCUCAGACGAGCUCACUCGGCAUUACCGCAAGCACACUGGAGACAGGCCGUUUCAAUGCAGGCUCUGUGAAAGAGCCUUCUCGCGCUCUGACCAUCUUUCGCUGCAUAUGAAGCGACACACUGUGGUCUGA
Messenger RNA from Galendromus occidentalis (western predatory mite), 1131 nucleotides. RefSeq names its product Krueppel-like factor 3. The transcript is spliced from 2 exons. Gene Ontology annotation, biological process: regulation of transcription by RNA polymerase II. Bases 1 to 1131 code for a protein of 376 amino acids. Gene Ontology annotation, molecular function: RNA polymerase II cis-regulatory region sequence-specific DNA binding; DNA-binding transcription factor activity, RNA polymerase II-specific. NCBI's taxonomy places the organism in Eukaryota, Metazoa, Arthropoda, Arachnida, Mesostigmata, Phytoseiidae. The record is from RefSeq and is a predicted model, not a curated record.